UGAGUUUCCCGCAUUAGCAGCAACGUUCUUACAACAUUAAUUGGGAAAGUAGCUUAUACUGUAAAAUAGCAUCGAUUAUCAAUGUGGCGCAUCUUCUGUAUACAAAUACCUAUUGUUUACCUAACCGGAGCUCAUUCCUCAUUAUCACACACACUCUCACGUGCGGAAGAGUAACUCAUUCUUAUAAUUAAUUAUAGGUUGCUUUUUUUCUCUUGAAUAAACAACAUUACAUUUCCAAUAAGACUACAUUAUAGUGUUUUCUUCGCUUUUCUGUAAAUGGCUUAGGCAUGUAAACCAUUGCGUGAGGCUGCAUUUGAGCAUAGAGAAGCAUUUGAGAGAUCUAGUAUCGACGAGUAGGGAUUGGACUCCAUUUAGCAAGAGCAACGUUAGCUUGAACACGGAAAAUACGUACCAGGUGAAACAGAGUUUUUCAUAAGUCUGCUGAUCAUGAAUAGGCAAGGUUGCAGUGGGGAGAAUGUUUCACCAAGGAACAUUUCCAUUGGAAUAUCAAGAAAUGGUCUGACUAACGGUCUAUCAGAGGAGGAUGAGGAUGAUUUAAAGAUGGAGCUAGCAAAGACAGAGGAUGAGAUACAGACAUUGCGGCAGGUGCUGUUGGCCAAAGAGAAAUAUGCGCUGGACAUCAAGAGGCAGCUGGGUAUGGGCCCCUUCAGUGAGAUUAAACACAACAUGUCCAAAGGCUGGCAUGAAGUCCAGACCUCCAACAUGUAUAAGAUGACCCAUGACACUAUUUCUCAUGCAGGACAGAUCAGCACUGCUGCCAUGUCCACAAUGGGUGUGGCCAUCACAAGGAGACUGGGAGAAAUGAGAGCACUGCCUUUGCCAAGCCCACCUCGCCCCUCCUUGGGCCACUCCAUCAGUGUGCCUGCUAUGAGUAUGAGACAUUCCAAUACAUUCAAGUCCUUUGAAGACAUGGUGGGAAGCGUGAAGAACAAGGUGUCCGGAAGUCGAGGGAAUGACGGAAAUAUCUCUGGGUUUGGCAGAAGCCCAUCUCAGAACAAUGGUUCCUUCUAACAUAAUCCACCUAAUUUUCCCUCUUCCAUCUAUACUCCUUUAAUCACUUUCACCUGAUGUCAUUGUCCACACUACCCCAUCAGACAUUAAACAUUUUGUAGGAUGUUGAUGAAUGAAUAAAUGACCAAAUACAGUUUCUAUGGAUUCCGUGUGGGCUAUGCAGAGAUAUUUAACUUUUUGUUGUUGUUGUUGGAGUGGGGGGGGGGGGGGGGGUUUAAAAUGUCAUACUGUGAAUUGAAUGUCAUCGAGGUACAAAUGUUUUUCUACAAUUUUAUAGAAUGUAGCUUCAGUUGUGAGAUAGGAGUAAUGCAUUUUGUAUAGCUUUGUCAGUGUUGGUUCCAACCAUUCAUUCAUUUAAAAUGUUUAAAUAGUAUUUCCAAUAUCCAGCUAUUUAUAUAGUCCUGUUGAUUGAAGGAAAAUAUUACUGUUGACUUAUAUCCUGCUACGUGAGGUUUAGAUAACAAUCCCAAAUGUACAUACAGUGAAGUAUUUUUGUACUUUGAGAAUUUUUAAUUAAAACGUAUUAUAUGUG
Oncorhynchus gorbuscha (pink salmon) is the source of this 1564-nucleotide messenger RNA. Its product is annotated as tumor protein D53 homolog. Gene Ontology annotation, cellular component: cytoplasm. Lineage: Eukaryota; Metazoa; Chordata; Actinopteri; Salmoniformes; Salmonidae. The transcript is spliced from 8 exons. Bases 448 to 1032 code for a protein of 194 amino acids. The record is from RefSeq and is a predicted model, not a curated record.